This is a messenger RNA of Camarhynchus parvulus, 1337 nucleotides long. RefSeq names its product histone-lysine N-methyltransferase SETD1A-like. The record is from RefSeq and is a predicted model, not a curated record. Gene Ontology annotation, molecular function: protein binding; histone H3K4 methyltransferase activity. Gene Ontology annotation, cellular component: Set1C/COMPASS complex. The transcript is spliced from 4 exons. Lineage: Eukaryota; Metazoa; Chordata; Aves; Passeriformes; Thraupidae. The annotation marks the transcript as partial.
GGUCCCAACCGCGUGCUGUCGGAGCGGCGCUCGGAGCAGCGGCGCCUGCUCAGCGCCAUCGGCGCGGCCGCGCUGCCGGACAGCGACCUGCUCAAGCUCAACCAGCUCAAGUUCCGGAAGAAGCGGCUCCGCUUCGGCCGCAGCCGCAUCCACGAGUGGGGCCUGUUCGCCAUGGAGCCGAUCGCGGCCGAUGAGAUGGUCAUCGAGUACGUGGGGCAGAACAUCCGGCAGGUGGUGGCGGACAUGCGCGUGAAGCGCUACGCCCAGGAGGGCAUCGGCAGCAGUUACCUGUUUCGCGUGGACCACGACACCAUCAUCGAUGCCACCACGUGCGGCAACCUGGCGCGCUUCAUCAACCACUGCUGCACGCCCAACUGCUACGCCAAGGUGAUCACCAUUGAGGCGCAGAAGAAGAUUGUCAUCUACUCCAAGCAGCCCAUCGGCAUCAACGAGGAGAUCACCUACGACUACAAGUUCCCCAUCGAGGACACCAAGAUCCCGUGCCUGUGCCGCACCGAGAGCUGCCGCGGCACGCUCAACUAGCCCAGCACGCCAGCGAUGGCCCAGCCGGCCCUCAGCUGGCCCAGCUAUGGCCCAGCACACCCAACUGGCCCAGCUAUAGCCCAGCCGGCCCAGCUAUAGCCCAGCACACCCAGCUAUAGCCCAGCUGGCCCAGCUAUAGCCCAGCCAGCCCUCAGCUGGCCCAGCUGGGUCGGGGUUGGGCUCCAGGGUUGGCUUGGGGCGGCCGCCGUUGGGGUUUGGCCCCCAGGGUCGGUGGUUGGGUGCCGCAGUUGGCCUGGCAUCGGUUUGGCCACCAGGGGUGGCUUUUGGCCACUGUUUGGCUGCCACCAUUGACCUUCGAUCACCGGGGUUGACCUUUGGCCACCAGGGUCGGUGCGUGGCCGCCAAAAUUGGCCUUUGGUCACAGUUUGGCCACCAGGGUCGGUGUUUGGCCACCACUGACCCAAGGACGCCAGGAGCCGCCCUUUGGCCACCGUGGGUGACCAGAGGGGACACCGUGGGUGACCUUUGGCCUCUGUGGGUGACCGUUGGCCAGAGAGGCCACCCCGGGUGACCUUUGCCCACCCCUGCUGACCUCAGGGGCCACCACUGAUGACGUCAUUGGCGUGACCACGCCUUGGGGACGCCGUCACCAUCGACCCCUCCCCCAGCGGCUGUGACGUUGCUGCCCCUCCCCCCCACCGCACAGUGCCCGUGAUGAUGUCACCGUGACAUCACGGUGACGUCACCACCCCCCACCACCCCCCCCCGAAAAAGGCUCUUUUCCUCCCUUUUUUUUUUGGCUGUUUCUUGUAGAAACUCGGGGCGUGUCUGGG